Molecule: messenger RNA, 762 nt
Organism: Nelumbo nucifera (sacred lotus)
Lineage: Eukaryota; Viridiplantae; Streptophyta; Magnoliopsida; Proteales; Nelumbonaceae
Source: RefSeq, a predicted model, not a curated record
AUGCGAUGGACCGGCACUAAUGUCAUAUUUCUUCUUGUAUAUGUGGAUGACUUAUUGAUCACUGGAUCAUCUAAUUUUGCUCCUACUCAAUUCAUCUCUCGGCUCUCUACCACUUUUGCUCUUCGAGAUCUUGGGGAAGCUCAUUACUUCCUGGGUUUGGAACUACAUCGCAGUUCAAAUGGGGUGCACCUAUGCCAACGUAAAUAUAUUCAUGAUCUUCUUGUCAAGACCAAGAUGCAUGAAGCUAAACCAAUUCAUACACCUAUGGCGGCAUCUACCAGACUUGAUGUCACUCAUGGUUCUCCUCUUCCAGAUGCCACCGAAUAUCUCAAGAGGAUCCUCCAUAAUCUUAAGUCCACAAUUGAUCAUGUCAUUACUUUUCGUUCUUCUCUAGAAUUUGCUCUCGAAGCCUUUUCUGAUGCUGAUUGGGCUAGUUACCCUGUUGAUCAUCGCUCCCAAGGGGGUUUCUAUGUUUAUCUGGGUCGUAAUCUGAUUUCAUGGUGCUCUUAUAAGCAGUCCAUAGUUUCUCACUCCAGCACAGAAUCAGAAUACCGUAGUCUUGCCUCCACUGUUGCUGAAAUUCUUUGGCUCCAGAUGUUACUAACGGAGCUUGGAUUGAAGCUCCCUCGCCCACUUGUCAUCUGGUGCGACAAUUUGAGUGCCAAGUUUCUCUCCUCCAAUCCUGUCCACUAUUCUCACACCAAGCACAUAGAAUUGGAUGCCACUUUAUACGAGAAAAAGUUACAGCCGGCCUUCUACUAA